UUUGGAAGAACGCUUUUCUGGACAAUUAGAAUAUAAAUACGAUAAUUGACUACAACGAUGGAUACCGAAAUUGUUUACGACCAAUUCAUUCUUGCCGAUAAUGAAGAUGAAUUACUGCUUAUUUACGACGAUGAAGUGAAUUUAGAUGGGGAGCACCUUCUAAUCUAUGAGGAUGUCUGGAAGAGCGAAGAGGUAAUGACUCUAGAUGGGAAUUUAGCCAACAUCGAAGACUACGCGGUUUUGGUGGAAGUAAUGGACACUCCUACCAUACACGUCGUCUCUGGGAGCGAGGAAGAAAUGACACCAGAAGAGAAUUUGGGAGACUUCGAAUCAGCGGAUGCACUGGUCACUUCCACAACAGACGUGGCAGAUUUAGAAGAACUCACGGUCUAUAUUCCCGAAGAGAUCCCAUUUGCAGAUUCGGGAUUCUUUGCAGAGCAGGACGACAACUUGGAGGCAUACGACUUCACCUACACGGUGAUCGCGUCUGAGGCUAUAAGCCAUUCUCCUGGAGAAUUGACCGAAGUGACAGAGCUUAUACGCUAUCUCAGCCAGGACUUGGUCUUCCAGGCAUACUCGCCGCCAUCGAUACCCAGCUUGCAUACCGAGCAUUGUCCUCGUCACAACAACACCUCACAGGACAUCUUCUGGUCCGACAUGGAGGAGGUGUCCUGCAUCCUGUUGCGUUCGGCGGCCGCCUAUAUGGAACCACCCGCUUAUGUCGACGACGCCACAGUGAGUUUUAUUGCCAAGGGUCUCUCCUUGGCCAAGAGUUUCACGACUGAGGAGCCCAAUUCCCUAAGAGCACAUGAGAGCAUUGGUCGCCUGGUGGCCGCCAUUGUCAUGGACAGACAGUCGGGCGUCGUAAUGGCAUACGCCGUGAUCCACCUCGUUCCCCAGGCUAUGAACGACGACAGCACAGGCGAGUUGUUGGGCAUGAUGCUACAUAACGUCAUUCGUGGAUUCGCCAUCAACGACCACUUCCGUCGCAUAAUUAUCGAAAACAGCCGCCCCUUCCUUUUGGUGGCUAACCAAAUUCCAAACUAAUAUUUCCUUUUAAUCGAUCGAUUCAAUUUUAAAUCUUUCAUCAUUUUAUUUGGAGCAUUUAAGAAGCAUUUUCCUUUUUGGUGGCGAACCAAAUUCCAAACUAAUAGUUCCCUGGAAUCGAUCGAUUCAAUUUUAAAUCUUUCAUCAUUUUAUUUGGAGCAUUUAAGAAGCAUUUUCCUUUUGGUGGCGAACCAAAUUCCAAACUAAUAUUUCCUUUUAAUCGAUCGAUUCAAUUUUAAAUCUUUCAUCAUUUUAUUUGGAGCAUUUAAGAAGCAUUUUCCUUUUGGUGGCGAACCAAAUUCCAAACUAAUAGUUCCCUGGAAUCGAUCGAUUCAAUUUUAAAUCUUUCAUCAUUUUAUUUGGAGCAUUUAAGAAGCAUUUGAGCAUUUAAGAGGCUGACAAAAAAAACAGAAAUAUAUACGAUCAGUAAUAAAUAACUAUUAUCCUAACUUUUAAA
Messenger RNA from Drosophila santomea, 1504 nucleotides. RefSeq lists its product as uncharacterized. Bases 58 to 1047 code for a protein of 329 amino acids. The transcript has a single exon. The record is from RefSeq and is a predicted model, not a curated record. NCBI's taxonomy places the organism in Eukaryota, Metazoa, Arthropoda, Insecta, Diptera, Drosophilidae.